UUUUCUCUCUACCGCUCUCCUGUUUCUUGUUUCAUUCAAUUCAAUUCAAUUCAAUUCAAAUUCUCAGUUUAUCUCACUUUUUUUUUCUCUUUCACCUAUUCACACUCUUCGUCAUCCACUAUCUAUCUGCAGCACUGCACUUACAGAUGCUUUGCUUAUAUACCACAGGCCCCCCACAUUCAUGCUUGUGGUCCUAUUCUUUCUAAUUUCUUUGACUUAAUUUUUACAUUUUUAUGUCUGUUUCCACCAAGAAUCGACCCAGCACUGUUGGUGGCGGUGGACAAAGCGGCGGCGAUGAAGGCGUCGGUGCCGUUGGUGGUGGUCGGUGUAAGGAAACGGAUGAUUCAGAAGAGGAAGGUGAUAACAAUAAGGAUUUUGGGAAGAAUAAGGGGAAAAGGGUAUCUUGUUUUCGGUUUAGAAAGGUUAAAAGUAUGUUUUUGAGGAGGAAACGAAAAGGGGUUUCUGGGAAUUCGGAGAGAAGAAGGGAAUUAAGUGGUGGAGGAAGAGGAGGGUGUUACUUGUGCUUGAAGAGACCGCUGACUUCUGAUUCAGGUGGUGAAUCACAAACGAGUGAUCCUAAUAGCCCCAAUUUUACUUAUGAGAUGUUAAGAGUUUUUAUUGAGAAGAAUGAUUUUUAUUCCAAUGAAUGCAACCCCCAUUUGGAUGUAGAAUCUAAGCCAUGCUCUAAUCAAGAUGAUAAAUGAAAUGUGAUUAAAAGAAAAGGAGAAUUUUUGGAUGAUAACACAAUUUGAUUCCUGUUCUGCAUUCUGGGUGAGUAUAAAACUCUGAGGUUUGGAAAUGCCAAUAAUUUGUGCAAUUGAGUAUCAUGGCCUAGUAGUUCUUGGUUUGUUUUGCGUCAUUUAGCAGUCAAAACACUAUAUUUGAACUCGAGGCUCGAGGGGGUGAAAUAAUUCUGUAGUUUUAGUUUGUGUUUAUUGUUUCUGGUGUAUGAUUGUCAUUUUGUGGAGCUGAAAAUCAUUUAUAUCAGAUUGAGAGCAUAGCUGUUAGAAAUUCGGAAUUGCAAUCCGAAGGAAAGUUACGUUUCUGGCUAAGAUUUUUGACUUUGGAAGAGAACUUUUCAGAAAAUGGAGUGUAUUUGGAUUUUUAUUUGAACAAGAUCGAGGAGAAGCCAGAGAAACUAUCCAUCCAAUUGCUCUGCGGUGGAUGGCAACUUGAGUACAAGGUAUAGAACUUGAUUGAAUGAAACAUUCUUUACGCAAAUGAAUCAGAUUUUGAAAUGAUCACCUUUUGUGGUAACCAUAAUCUUGUAAGGUUCCAUGUCAAUUGUGUUCAUCAUUCAAUUUUUAGAGCCAUAAUUUGUAAAGAGUACCGGCCACAGUUCACAUUGUAUAUGAAGGUGUAAGCAUUGCAUAUCUAUGUAUUAUGUGAUUGUAUUUGAUGUUAAGCUUUACUUUGAGAAA
Messenger RNA from Solanum dulcamara, 1421 nucleotides. RefSeq lists its product as uncharacterized. The coding region runs from base 234 to 704 and encodes 156 amino acids. The record is from RefSeq and is a predicted model, not a curated record. The transcript has a single exon. Lineage: Eukaryota; Viridiplantae; Streptophyta; Magnoliopsida; Solanales; Solanaceae.